CUCAAAGUGCACUUUCGAUUGAAGGGCAAGGGGCUCAAACCAUGAGAUCUAACUGACAAUAACAAACUAAUUAAGUGGAAUAAACAACUUUGGAAAGACGUCGUGUGGUUUUUGCACACAAUUGUUAAUUCAUUCCUUUACAAAAUGCAGCUUGCUAAAGCUUUAACGAAAAUCAUCGUGGAGGAUUUCCUAACUGAAGGAAGAAUUAUCGCUGAUCCCAGCAAGGUAAAAAUUCUCCACGUUACGGAGCUAGAACAUAACGAAAACAUAGAAGGUGUCGACGAAAGAUACCAAGCUCUUGACUACGGUCAAGUGUAUGAGCUGAUGUACAAAUGGACGUCUUUUUUUAAAGACAAAGUCGAAAUUUGGUUUCGGAUUAUUGGUCAUCUGGACUCCCCCGAAACACAAGAGUGGCUUGAUGAGUACUAUAGGAUAUAACAUACCUUAAAAAGGUUUUUUCCAGAAGAACUUUUAUCUAAAAUUUGUCAGAUGAUUGUAAAACUAAAAUAUUUUGUACAUAUCAUAAAAUAAAAGUAAUAAAUAAGAAUAAAUGUUUCUCUUAGAAUUUAUUUUUAAAGC
Tribolium madens (black flour beetle) is the source of this 579-nucleotide messenger RNA. RefSeq lists its product as uncharacterized. The record is from RefSeq and is a predicted model, not a curated record. NCBI's taxonomy places the organism in Eukaryota, Metazoa, Arthropoda, Insecta, Coleoptera, Tenebrionidae. The transcript has 2 exons. The coding region runs from base 145 to 438 and encodes 97 amino acids.